CGCAACAUCCUGACUGCCAGAGGCUGGUGAUCAGAGGCAGCGGCAAAGCCCCCGCAAGACGAAUGAAAUGAAAUCUGCUUUUGCCGCCACCUGCUUUCCCCCAAUUUCUUUGGUCUACUGAAGAACUGGCUGUAGUGCUGCCCUCAUCCUGACAGUGUAAAGCGGAUAUAAGGCUUCAAGUGUGCAGAUUCACCAUGGGGAUCAAGACUGCCCUCCCUAGAUAUGAGCUGUAUCUCUACACAGCUGUACUUGCUGUGGCCUUGAUAUGGGCAGGCAGUUGGAUAUUUGAAGCUUCAAGUGAAAAUGCAAACAGAAAGACCUUCAAGGAAAGCGUCAAACCAGGAUGGCAUUAUUUUGGCAGGAAAAUGGAUGCUGCGGACUUCGAAUGGGUGAUGUGGUUCACGACAUUCCGCAAUCAUAUCCUUUUUGCUCUCGUUGGUCAUGUGAUCUUUGCCAAGAUAUUUUCCCUGGUGGCUCCAAAGAUUGGUAUAAAUGGAUGUAAGCACAGAUCCUUGGUCUUUGGGGUGUAUGGAGGUUUGGCAGUCCUGGUAACGAUGGGCUGGACUUUCUUGGCUCUGGUUCUUUCUCAUUGCAUCAUACUAUACAGCGUGGCUAUAUUCAAAAGUAAAUGGAUGUGCUUCGCUGCAGGCUUGUGUACGCUGGCCUCCAUCAAGCUGGAGCCCUUUAACUCCUGGCAGGAAGCCUUGGUAACUGGUUCCUUCAACCUCCAAGAUAUCCUGUUCUAUGGCGGUUGUGGCUUCAGCAUCAUGCGCUGUAUGAGUUUUGCUUUAGAGAACUGCGAGAAGAAGGAAGGCAACUACACGUUCUCAGACCUGGUGAAAUACAACUUCUACCUCCCAUUCUUCUUCUUUGGACCGAUAAUGACAUUCGACCGGUUUCAUGCCCAGGCAAAUAACACUCAGCUGAUCCGUAAAGAGAGGGAGAUGUGGAACAUCACCACCAAGGCCUUGUUGCACCUGGGAGGUAUUCUCGUGGUGGAUGUCUUCUUCCACUACCUUUACAUUCUGACGAUACCCAGUGACAUGAAGCUGGUCGCUAAGCUUUCUGACUGGUCUCUGGCUGGACUGGCUUAUUCCAACUUGGUGUAUGACUGGGUGAAAGCGGCUGUAAUGUUCGGCGUCAUCAACACCGUGGCAAUGCUGGAUCACCUGGACCCUCCUCAGCCUCCCAAGUGUAUCACCAUGCUUUACGUCUUCGCUGAGACGCACUUUGACAGAGGCAUCAAUGACUGGCUGUGCAAGUAUGUUUACGACUACAUUGGUGGAAAUCACGAUCAAAUCUUCAAAGAACUUCUUGCAACCAUCUGCACUUUUGCCGUCACCACCCUGUGGCUGGGCCCAUGUGAACUGGUUUAUAUCUGGUCCUUUUUCAACUGCUUUGGUCUCAACUUUGAGCUGUGGGUGGCCAAGUUCUUCUCCCUUCCACCACUUUCUACCAUAGAGAGUGCCAUGGGUGAAGCCAUGUCACGCAGGAUCCGCGGUUUGUUCAAUGCGGCCAACUUCUGGGCUAUCGUCCUCUACAAUGUUCUCUCCCUGAACAGUUUGGAGUUUGCCAAAAUGGUGGGAAGGAGACUGAUUUUUAAAGGUUUUCCUCUGUCGACCCUCUCUGUGUUACUCGUGACCUACUGUGGUGUGCAGCUGGUGAAGGAACGAGAGAGACAACAAGCCUUGCUGGAAGAUCCAGAGCCGGUGAAGCCAGUAGAUGGUGGCAAAGAAAAAGCAGAAUAACCUGGCAGAGAAACAGUUUCACAGACUUAAUGGUCAAUGGGCGCUCACGUGGUUCUAUCCUCGGCCUUGCAUGCUGUAACAGAACCAUGCUGGUUAACAGCCAUUCAGCACCUAUAUUGUUCACAAGCCGGUGUUUUUCCUUUUGUUUGUCGGAAGCGAGGCAAUGAUUCGAACUGUGAAAAAUCCGCAAGUGCACUUGCUGUUGAUAAUCAACACAUACUUUGGCACAAACCCACCGACAGUGCAUUUAGUAUUUGUAUCGAUCUGGACUAAAGAUUGUUUAAAAUCUAUCUAUCUAUCUAUCUAUCUAUCUAUCUAUCUAUCUAUCUAUCUAUCUAUCUAUCUAUCUAUAUAUAUAUAUAUAUAUAUAUAUAUAUAUAUAUAUAUAUAUAUGUAUGUUUAAAAGUACUUAAGGACAUAUAGUAUUGUAAAGGAAGAAUUACUUUUGGCCUGUGUGGUUCUGUUCUCCUUCACUUUUAUUUCUUCUUCCUUUUUUAUCACCAUCUUUGUUUUUUAUUUAAUUGAGAUGGUUGAGAUCCAAUCUUAUUGAUCUGUAAUCAAGCUAAAAGGGUAAAACUUGAAGAAAACUUGAAAUCAGGGCGUCAUAAAUGGAGUGCAAUAAAGAAAAUAAAAAGGGUGCUAUGGAGGUCCUCCACAUAGCUUGCAGCUGAUUGUAAUGUACAGUAUAAUUGUUUUACUCUUACUAAGAAAAAUAUAUAUGACGGUAAAGCACUGGUAUUUUAGUUUGAUUAUGUAUCAGAUCUCCUGUGAUUCUGAGUACUGAAUGUAGCUAAGUCACUGGAAACCAUUCAAAGAAUGACUGCCUUACUCUACUACUGUCCACAGGAGAUUACUGUGGGUGUGGCGUUUUGGUCCAUCUCUCCUCGGCCCUCACUCACAUAAUAAAGACCCCCACUUGAAAGGCCAGAAGCCCAGCAGGGGACAUGGGUCAGUGUUAUGCUGCCUGUCAACAAAACCUGCUGUGUGUCUUCAGUGCAGCAGUCAGAGAGAGAGAAAAACUCGAUGCAAUGUUUUUUCCCACUUUUGGGUAUUCAUUAAAGGUGUUCAUUUCAAAUGUUUGACUUGUAAUAAAGUGGUGUUUUGUCCAGAAGGGACACUCCUGCUGUGAGUUUGUUUGGUUGCUAUUUGCAGUGAGAUUGCUGUGUGUACAUGUAUGCACCUAUGAGCUGUUCAGGACGGUCUGCAUUAAAACAUUUGAACAAAUUCAUUCUCUUUGAAUGGA
Maylandia zebra (zebra mbuna) is the source of this 2991-nucleotide messenger RNA. It is a transcript of the gene hhatla, whose product is annotated as hedgehog acyltransferase like, a. Gene Ontology annotation, cellular component: endoplasmic reticulum. Gene Ontology annotation, molecular function: acyltransferase activity. NCBI's taxonomy places the organism in Eukaryota, Metazoa, Chordata, Actinopteri, Cichliformes, Cichlidae. The record is from RefSeq and is a predicted model, not a curated record. Gene Ontology annotation, biological process: negative regulation of N-terminal protein palmitoylation.